Raphanus sativus (radish) is the source of this 1272-nucleotide messenger RNA. RefSeq lists its product as uncharacterized. Bases 48 to 1130 code for a protein of 360 amino acids. The transcript is spliced from 5 exons. The record is from RefSeq and is a predicted model, not a curated record. Gene Ontology annotation, molecular function: protein binding. NCBI's taxonomy places the organism in Eukaryota, Viridiplantae, Streptophyta, Magnoliopsida, Brassicales, Brassicaceae.
GUAACAAAGUCCCACUAGAGACUAGACUUCAUUCACUAAUCUUUGACAUGAUGACUUACUACACAAAUACCUUAUGUAUUGUUUCUAUCUUAUCUUGUCUUUUCAUCACCUCUUCUUUUGCAGGACCACCAGUCCCAAACGUUGAGAAUGGUACUCAGAAACUAAUCACCACUCAGAUUUCAUCACGUGAUAGUAAAGUCUCAGCAUCCAGCACGGUGAAGGGUCUAAGAGAACGUCCUCCAACGUCUUAUAGUAUUGAAAUCGAGUCUUUUAACACACUCAUGAAAUCUACCUACGCCGAAAGAUAUGAAUCUCGUCCUUUUAUGAUCGGUAAAUACAAUUGGACGCUGAUUGUGUACCCGAAAGGGAACAAGAACGAUAACGGCACAGGGUACAUUUCACUGUAUGUCGCCAUAGACAAGUCAACUUUCGUCUUUCCACUUCUCGAGGUUCAGGCUGAUCUCAGGUUUUAUGUCUUCAACAAGAAAGAGAAUAAAUACUUUACGAUGCAAGAUACAAAUGUAUUUCCAUUCAGCGCAGCCAACCCUAUGUGGGGGUUCCCUAGGGCUCUCCCUCUCACUACCUUUACUAACCUGAAAAAUGGAUACCUUUACGAUAUCGACCACUGCGAGUUUAGCGUUGAUGUCAUCAUUCCACCUCGCUAUGAAAUUACUAUGGAACAUUUCUCCAUCGCUAAGAGUUUUCCCAACCCGAAGUUCACCUGGUUCAUUCACGGGUUCUCGACACUUCCUGACGAUUACUUAUCAGAGGAUUUCAUCAUCGGAGGGAAAACUUGGAAUUUACGAGUUUUUCGAAAUGGUGUUGGCGCUCAAGAAGGCAAAGCUUUGUCGGUUUACCUUUACCUUAGCCAACAGGAGCUACUAAAAGUAAAGCCUUAUGAGAAGGUUUACGCUCGAGCCAAGCUUCGUGUUCCUAAUCAACGUCAAUCCAAUAAUGACGUGGUUGGUCAACUUGAUAACUGGUUCAGUCCCCAGAUAACAGGGUGGGGAUUCGAUGCCUUUGUGCCUCUUUCUAAUCUGAGAGAUACAUCAAAGGGUUUAGUUGUGCACGAUAUGCUGAUUGUUCAAGUCGAAAUGGAGGCCAUUUCUUCAACCAAGUACUCAGUAUGAACAUGUGGCAGCUAUAAUAAAGGGAUAAGAGAAGCUUCGAUAUAUUUUAUUUUUUGAGAUGAAGUUUUAUGUUUUAAACUUGCAUUUACAUGUUUCUUAUGCUCUGUGUUUUAAGUCUUGUGAAUGCAAAACAUUUAUCGUG